Molecule: messenger RNA, 4179 nt
Organism: Epithele typhae
Lineage: Eukaryota; Fungi; Basidiomycota; Agaricomycetes; Polyporales; Epitheliaceae
Product: P-loop containing nucleoside triphosphate hydrolase protein
Exons: 12
Coding region: 1-4179 (1392 amino acids)
Biological process (GO): transmembrane transport
Cellular component (GO): membrane
Molecular function (GO): ABC-type transporter activity; ATP hydrolysis activity; ATP binding
Source: RefSeq, a predicted model, not a curated record
AUGACGAAAGAAGAGUCCAUCAGCACGCAAGAAGGGUCCCUUGAGGUGGCUAAGCCCAAAUCUCGAUGGAGCGUCAAGUCCCUCUUUGUCCUCCAGAACGUCCCUCCUCCCAAGGCGUCGCUCGAUGAUGCUGACCCAAUCCCUGAAAUUAACGCCAACUGGUUCAGUAUCUUGACGUUCGGAUGGAUCACCCCCCUUAUGUCCUUGGGCUAUGCUCGCCCGCUCGAGGCCACCGACCUCUACAAGCUUCAGGACAGCCGUGCAUCUGCGGCCAUUGCGGAGAAGAUCAUCAAAUCCUUCGAGGCGCGCGAAGUCGCCGCCGCAGAGUACAACAAGCGACUCGACGCAGGAGAAAUUGGGCCCGGCCUCAAAGGUGUGUGGUGGUCGAUUCAGGGGAAGCGCGCAGAACGCGAGAAGCAGUGGAGGGGGAAGGACGGGAGGAAGGAGGCGAGCCUCGUCUGGGCGUUGAACGACAGUAUCAAAUGGUGGUUCUGGACAGGCGGGCUGCUCAAGCUCGUCGCGGAUGUCGCGCAAGUGUGUACGCCGCUGUUGGUCAAGGCUAUCAUCAACUUUGCCACACAGUCUUACACUGCCCACCUCCAAGGGCGUCAACAAGAUGCUCCCGCUGUUGGUGUCGGUAUCGGGCUUUCCGUCGGCCUCUUGCUUCUCCAGGUCAUAUCGUCGCUUUGCACCCAUCACUUCUUCUAUCGCGCCGCAUCUACCGGUGUUCUGCUUCGUGGAGGACUAAUUACCGCCAUUUACGACCGCUCGCUCAAGCUCUCUUCUCGCGCUCGUACGACCCUCACCAACGGCAAGCUGGUCAAUCACAUCUCCACGGACGUAUCGCGCAUAGACUUCUGCUGCAGCUUCAUGCAACUCGCCAUCACUGCCCCGGUUCAGGCCAUCGUCUGCCUCAUCAUUCUCAUCACCAACUUGGGUCCUUCUGCGCUUGCGGGCUUUGCGUUCUUCGUAGUUAUGAGUCCCUUCCAGACCCUCGCUAUGAAGCAGUUUAUCAAGCUUCGGCAGAAAUCUAUGGCGUGGACUGACAAGCGCGCGAAGCUCCUUCAGGAGCUACUCGGGUCCAUGAAGAUCAUCAAGUACUUUGCUUGGGAAAUCCCUUAUUUGGACCGCAUUGCGGAGUUGCGCGCAAGGGAGAUGGGGUACAUUCGUUCACUGCUCGUUAUUCGGUCUGCAAACAACGCCAUUGCUAUCUCGCUCCCGGCACUGGCCAGUGUGCUUGCGUUCGUCGUUUACUCGGUGACCGGACACACACUCAACCCGGCAAACAUCUUUGCCUCUCUCACAAUCUUUAACCUUCUCCGUCUGCCUCUGAUGUUUUUCCCCCUGGCCUUGAGCUCCACCGCCGAUGCAUACAACGCCUGCCAACGCCUGCGGCCCGUAUUCGUGGCGGAGACUAUCGCGGAGACCAAGCUGAUCGAUGAGAAGAUGGAAAGCGCCAUCGAGGUCGUCGAUGCGGAGUUUGCUUGGGAAGGCCCUCCUCCCGAUGAGGCGAAGGACAAGAAAGGCAAGAAGGGCAGCAAGAAAGACACCGUGGAGACCACGCCAGCUGCUCAGAACUCUGCUUUCAAGCUCAAGAAUGUCAACCUCGCCAUCCAGAAGGGUCAACUAACUGCCAUCGUCGGCCCUGUCGGUUCAGGAAAGUCGUCCCUGCUCGAAGGCAUGAUUGGCGAGAUGCGUCGCACCACGGGAAUCGUCAAGUUCAACGGCACCGUUGCGUACUGCCCGCAGAGCGCCUGGAUACAGAACGCCACGGUCCGCGAGAACAUCAUUUUCGGUCGCCCGUUCGACGAGGAGCGCUACUGGAAGGCCGUGCACGAUGCGUGCCUCGAGGCCGACUUCGAUCUCCUCCCGAACGGUGACAUGACCGAGGUUGGCGAACGAGGCAUCUCGCUCUCUGGUGGUCAGAAGCAGCGCAUCAACAUCUGUCGGGCCAUCUACGUUGGCGCGGACAUUCAAAUCUUCGACGACCCGCUCUCGGCGCUCGACGCACACGUCGGCAAGCACGUCUUCCAGAACGUCUUCUUGGACGCGGAGCCGGGCAAGACCCGCGUCCUCGUUACGCAUGCGCUCCACUUCCUUCCUCAGGUCGACUACGUGUACACCGUCGCUGAGGGACGCAUUGCGGAGCACGGUACGUAUGCGGAGCUUAUGGCUGCGGAGGGGCACUUUGCCCAGUUCGUGCACGAGUUCGGCAACAAGGAGAGCGAGGAGGAGGAGGAAGAGGAGGCCAUAGAGGAGGCCACCGAAGGCGAGGAUGUCGAGAAAGACGAGAAGACAGAGAAGAGGAAGGCGCAGAAGGGUGCGGCCUUAAUGCAGGUGGAGGAGCGCAACAUGGGCUCUGUUAGCAGCAAGGUGUAUGGGGAGUACAUCCGUGCGGGUAAAGGAUACGUCAUCCUUCCCUUGCUUGUCCUCUCGGUAGCGCUGCUACAAGGCGCGCAAGUCAUGUCGUCGUACUGGCUCGUCUACUGGCAAGAAGUCAAGUGGAACUUUGGCGACGCGUUCUACAUGGGCAUCUACGCCGCGCUCGGUAUCUCACAAGCUAUCACCUUCUUCAUGCUGGGCGCGACUUUCGCCAGUCUCACGUACUUCGCUUCCCAACGGAUGCACAAGGAUGCCAUCUGGCGUGUCAUGCAUGCGCCCAUGUCGUUCUUCGAGACCACUCCUCUCGGUCGUAUCAUGAACAGGUUUUCCAAGGAUAUCGACACUAUUGACAACACCCUCGGUGACGCCAUGCGUAUGCUCGUGGCCACCUUCGCGAACAUUAUGGGUGCCAUCAUCCUUAUCGCCAUCGUACUCCCCUGGUUCCUCAUCGCCGUCGGCGUCAUCUCCGUGGCAUACAUUUGGGCCGCCAUCUUCUACCGUGCCAGUGCCCGAGAGCUGAAGCGUCUGGAUGCCGUCUUGCGGUCGUCGCUGUACAGCCACUUCUCUGAGUCCCUGUCAGGCCUGGCGACCAUUCGUGCCUAUGGGGAGACCGAGCGUUUCAUCGUCGAGAACCGCACUCGUGUCGACAUUGAGAAUCGCGCGUACUGGCUCACCGUAGCGAACCAGCGCUGGCUCGGUAUUCGCCUCGACAUGAUGGGCAUCCUCCUCAGCUUCGUCGUCGCCAUGCUCACUGUGGGCACCCGCUUUUCGAUCUCGCCCUCCCAGACCGGCGUCGUGCUCUCCUACAUCCUCUCCGUCCAGCAAGCGUUCGGUUGGCUUGUCCGCCAGACCGCCGAGGUCGAGAACGAUUUCAACUCGGUUGAACGCCUCGUGCACUACACCCUUGAACUCGAGCAGGAAUCCCCGCACCUCAUUCCCGAGCGGCAGCCGAAGGCUCCCUGGCCCGCCCAGGGCACGAUCGAGCUCAAGGACGUUGUGAUGAAGUACCGCCCAGGGCUCCCGGCGGUGCUCAAGGGCAUGACGAUGUCGGUCCGCCCAGGCGAGAAGAUCGGCAUAGUGGGGCGUACUGGCGCGGGGAAGAGCAGCAUCAUGACCGCGCUCUUCCGACUCGUGGAGCUCUCGGGCGGGUCGAUUGUCAUCGACGGAGUCGACAUCUCGGCGAUCGGGCUGGACGACCUGCGGAAGGCAUUGGCGAUCAUUCCACAGGACCCUCUUCUUUUCUCCGGCACGCUGCGCAGCAACCUUGACCCCUUCGGUGUACAUGACGACGCGCAGCUCUGGGAUGCCCUCAAGCGUGCCCAUGUUGUCGAAGACAGGAAAAUUGAGUCUGCACCGCAGUCGGUGGAGGACGGAUCCGAGGGUUCGCUCACCCCGAUCAACCGCUUUACACUCGACAGCCCCAUCGAAGAUGAGGGUGGUAACUUAUCCAUCGGCCAGCGCUCGCUUGUCUCCCUUGCCCGUGCUCUUGUCAAGGACAGCAAGAUCAUCAUUCUCGAUGAGGCAACUGCUUCCGUCGACUACGAGACCGACAGGAAGAUUCAGGACACGAUCGCCAACGAGUUCGUAGACCGCACCAUCUUGUGCAUUGCUCACCGCUUGCGCACGAUCAUUGGCUAUGACCGGAUCUGUGUCAUGGACGCAGGCCAGAUCGCCGAGUUCGACAGCCCGGCGAGCCUCUACCAGAUACCGAACGGUAUCUUCCGCAGCAUGUGCGACCGCUCCGGGAUCACCCUCAGCGACAUCAAAACGCUCGAGAAGGCUAAGGAGGCUCUUUGA